Messenger RNA from Notolabrus celidotus (New Zealand spotty), 5363 nucleotides. RefSeq names its product collagen beta(1-O)galactosyltransferase 1a (gene colgalt1a). The record is from RefSeq and is a predicted model, not a curated record. Lineage: Eukaryota; Metazoa; Chordata; Actinopteri; Labriformes; Labridae. Gene Ontology annotation, molecular function: procollagen galactosyltransferase activity.
AUGUGCUGUACGACCUUCAGCUUUAAGUUCUUUUGUACAUUUCUUAAUUAUUGUCGCAAUGCUUGGCUCGCCUGCCUCCCCGCCGCCGUGCUCCUCUUGCUCCUGUCCUGCUGCGGUCCUGCCCGGGGAUAUUUUGCCGAGGAGCGCUGGAGCCCCGAGUCUCCGCUGCUCGCUCCCCGGGUGUUACUCGCCCUCAUCUGCAGAAACUUCCGAGCACUCUCUGCCGAUUUCCUUGGUACCAUUGAGCGUCUCAACUACCCUAAGGAACGUAUUGCUUUGUGGGUAGCAACGGAUCAUAACAACGACAACACUACAGCCAUUCUGCGAGACUGCUUGAUCAAAAGCAGAAUCCUUUACCAUUAGGUGGAGUGGAGGCCAAAAGAGGAGCCCAGUCAUUAUGAGAAAGAAGACAGUCCAAAGCAUUGGAUAGAUGACUUACGAGCGAUGUUAUGAAAGCGUCGGCAGGUCGCCCUGGAGUCAGCACGAGUGUGGGCCGACUACUUUAUGGUACGAACAAUUGGCGGAUGUGAUAACCUACUCACAAACCCUAAUGUCCUCUGGAAGCUCAUGAACGAGAAUAAGACUAUCUUGCACCAUGCUUGAAUCCCGGCUGCCUAGUCAAACUUUUGGUGUGGAAUGACCUCCCAGGGUUACUAUAAGCGCACCCCUGCUUACAUACCCAUGAGAAAGCAGAUACGGAAAAGGCUGUUUUUGCAGUCCCCAUGGUCCACUUCCACCUUCCUCAUAGACCUCAGGAAAGAGGCAUCCAGGCAGCUGGCCUUUCACCCACCACACCGAUACAGCUGGGCUUUUGAUGACCUUAUUGUCUUUGCAUACUCUGCUCGGAUGGCAGAUGUCCAGAUGUUUGUAUGUAAUAAAGAGACCUAUGGUUACCUCCCUGUGCCUCUGAGAUCACACAAUACUUUGCAAGAUGAAGCUGACAGCUUCAUGCACUCCCUGUUGGAGGCUAAUGUGCGCAAUCCUCCCGUGAUGCCUUCCAAAUACAUUCCUGUGCCUAAAAAACAACCUGAUAAACUGGGCUUUGAUGAGGUGUUUAUGAUAAACCUGCAGAGGCGGACUGACCGCCGAGAUCGAAUGCUGAGGACAUUACAUGAGCAGGAGAUUACAUGUAAGGUCAUUGCAGCUGUAGAUGGAAAAGCCAUGAAUAUCAGUGAAAUUCAUACUCUGGGCAUCCACAUGCUCCCUGGAUACAGUGACCCAUAUCAUGGUCGCCCACUGACAAAGGGAGAGCUUGGAUGCUUCCUUUCCCACUAUAAUAUCUGGAAAGAGAUCGUGGAACUACGUCUAGAGAUCCUGGUGAUUGAAGACGACCUGCGCUUUGAGGUCUUCUUCAAACGUCGCGUGAUGAAUUUGAUGAGUGAGGUGAGGAGGAAGACUGACUGGGAUCUCAUUUAUAUGGGUCGUAAGAGAAUGCAAGUGGACCACCCAGAAAAAGCAGUUCCUCAUGUACACACCUAGUGGAAGCUGACUAUUUCAUAUUGGACACUAGGCUAUAUGAUGUCCUUACAAGGGGCAGAGAAGCUCUUGAAAGCAGAGCCACUAAAAAGUUUGCCAGUGAUGAGUUUUCUUCCUAUCAUGUUUGAUAAACACCCUGUCUCUGAUUAUAUGGACCAGUUUGAAACCAGGGACCUGAAGGCUUUCUCAGCAGAGCCUCUUCUAGUUUAUCCAACACACUAUACAGGCGACAAAGGCUACAUCAGCGACACAGAGACCUCCACCGUGUGGGACAAUGACAAGGUCCGCACAGAUUGGGACAGAGCACGCUCUGGAAAAACUCGUGAGCAGGCUGAGAUCAUCGAGGCGCAGAAUGCCGAUGUGCUCCAAUCUCCUUUGGACAGCACAGCACGGGACGAGCUUAUGAAAGGAACUGAAAGACAGCCACACAACAUUUCCAAAGGCUGCACUGGACAAACCCCCUUAGUUGUCUAACCAUGUCUCAUCUUAGGUGCUUUGGAUUUCGUGUGAGUUUGGAAAAAAAAUGUAAGUUCUCCAGAUGUGACCGGUUAAAAGGGAUCAGUUUUGUCCUGUAUUUACACUUUGUCGAUAUGUAGUUUUUAUUAAGGCACUAGACUUGCCAUUUUGAGUGGCAUUUGCAGUACCCCUCUUCUGUCUGUCAUACAGAAAUUAAUCUUCACAUUAGCAAAGAUUGCAAUCAGACUGUACCAUGUCACUCAUCAGCCGUAACUUUGUCUGUCUUUGUAUGAGAUUACACUGUGAAAUGCCUUAUUUAUAUACUGUAAAUUACUGAAGCAUACAAAUUAAUAAUGCCACAGUAUUGUACACUUAAGAAAACAUGUCUGAAACCAAUUUCAAUCAUUUAAAUUGAUUAGUCUCUGUUGGGUAGAAACCCUUCAGUCUGUUUGCCUUGAUCUUCGUAUUUUCUUUCUUAUGACUUCAUGUUUUUCAGCUUUGAAUAGUAAUACGCCAUCACUAAUGAUGCAACAGAGCCUUACCAAAGCAACAAACACACAGGAAACAGUAGCAGUCAAGUUAGUAUUCACAGUCUUUAAUGUAUUUCUGUAGAUUAAGUUCAAUUCACUUCAAAAGAUGCCACUUUUGGAUAUUUUUUCCAGACUUGUGCUGCCAAACCAGCUGUUGGCAUGGUUAUAGAUGAGACAAACCACUGUACACGCCUCUAGCCUGAUGGUGUGGGAGAAACAUUGUUGUAAAAAGAACCAGCCCAGCCACAUCUAAACACGCUGCAGUGUCUCCACCUCUUAAUCAUACUUGGUGAGAUGACAAUUCAAGCUGAGCCCCCAGGAAGUUAAUUUUUACAGGGUGGUAAUGGGAGCCAUUCAGCUACGGAUUGUGCACAAACAUUUUAGAUGUGCAUUCUGCCAAGAAAAAAUAAAAUGUUCUAUUUUUUAAAAAGUUGAAUUUGUGAUUACUGUGAGAGGAUGCCUCUAUGCUGUUAUCAUUUUUUAAGUUCUGAAAUUUUAAGGUUUUAAAGCUGAUUUUUUUUCAGCCUGUAAAAAGAUAAUACCAACAGACAAAAUACAACUCAGCUGCCAUCUUCUUUAGAACACCUCUGCCAUUAAUGAAAGAAAGAUUUUCUUUGUCAUUGUGUCUGAGGUAUAGAAUUUUAGGUGUCUUACAGUUUUCAGUGUGAGAGCUGGCAAUAGAUAUCUACCUCCUCUCCUCUUCCCUCCCCGUUUUGAAAGAUAAGAAAUACUAAAGUUGAAAACUUUAAUUAUCAGGUAAACAAAGGCUGAGUUCAUUUAAUCUGAUAAUAUUCAUUACCUACCUUUUAAAUGAGCAGAUUCACAAUCACAGUUGUCUCUUCUCCUCCUCUUCUGUUUGCUCUUCUUCCUCUCAGGUUGUUUCAAUGUUUUCUUGUUUCACCCCAUUUAAAUGAAAUCUAAUGCAACUUGGAUAACUAAUGCAAAUCCCCCCCCCCCCCCCCCCGCAACUAUCCUCUAAACCUUUUGCAACUACAGUUAAUCCCCUCUCAACUCAAGAAUGAAGGAAAUAAUGAAGUCAUAUAAUGUUAGUCAGCUGAUACUUUUUCCACCUACCCUAAAAUAAUUUUUUGCUUCUCUCACAUCACUUGCCAAACUUUGGCUCAGUGAUGUCCGGUUACAGCUGAGGGUGCCACAUCUACUUUAGAGGGGAAUGCUUUUAAAGCAACACUCAAACAAGGUACAAGUAGUCACAGGGAAUUCAGGGGAGGAGCCAACGGUGAGGACAGGCUUUUACAACCUCUUUUUUUAAACUCUGAUUACAAAAUAUAUUCAAACUCACUGACAAUUCUGAAAGUAUACGCAUGUAAUGACUUUUACUUUACAAAAUUCAGUUGAUCACUUAUUCAUAACAAUAUGUAAUUUAUAGCAUAAUUUGCCUGGUAAAUAUUCAUUCUUGUGUCCAACUGGGUGCAUUCAUGGGAAUAUACUAAGGAUGUCCCGAUCCCGAUGCGAUUUUUUUGAUAUUGAGUAUCUGCCAAUACCGAUUCCCGAUCCAAUACUUGUAUUUUCCCUGAAAAUAGAGCUGCACACAGUUUUUUAAAACAUCUUCUUAACAAAAAUAAAGUAACAAAAAUGAAUCAAAAGAUGUCUUCAUCUUAUCCCAUUUAACAUAGUUCAGCUAGCAAUUUUGUAAAACUCACAUAUAAAGUCAAAACUCUCCACAGAAUGGUGUAAUAGCUUAAUUUAGCCUACUAUUCAGUCACAAAAUAAAUCACAAUUUAUGUAUUCAUUGAUUGAUUCAUUCCUUCAUUAACUAUUCAUCUAUUAAUUGAUUUUGAAUUUGUUUGUGAUUAAUUAAUGAAUUCUCUUUUUUAUAUAAUUGAUUUUUGAGGUAAUUAUAUUAUGCUGUGUUACAAAGUUAUAAGGGAUCACGCAUGUGAAAAUGUGUUAACCCACCAUGACCCCAUCAAACAAGUCUGCAAUGCAACACUCAACUUAUGUCUGAGCCUGAGACCACAGAAAGAAAGAUGAUUUUAUAAUCCUCUUUUUGUUCAGAACUCAGGACUUUGUAGCUUCUUACUUCCGUCAAGUUACUAUUGCGGACAACAUGCUGCUUCCUGUUACAGCCCUUUCAAAGUAAAGUUUUUUGGACUGCAUAACAUGAGGGGACUUUUAUUGUGAAAAGGCUAAUGAACUUGCACUAAUGGAGAGAUGUUAGAGUGAGGGGGCUACACAAGGGCAAGGGCUUUCAUCUGUUGGGGUGAAGUGUUUUGCGAACUCUGGUAGAGCUCAGGAGGCUAGCAAACAUCUCUCCAGGUACAGAUUUCCAUAGUUUGGCCAUACUAGGACCUGAACCAGUGAGCUUCCAGUUCUUUAACUAAGUCCUUACAAUGUUAUUGCUUUGAAACUGAAACACUGGGAUGACAAGUCAAGCAUGUAUAAACUAAGCUUGUAUGCUUUGUUCUACCUUGUUGGACCUCAGUGUGUCAUUGUUUCUUGACCUUCUGCUUUAACUACAAGUAAGAGCGUAAACACAACUUGACGGGUAACACUUGCAAUAUGUUGGUGACAGAGUGACAGAGUGACAGAAGACAUAAUUGAGAAAGUCCUAGGGGUGAUGAAAUGAGGUCAGAUGCAGUUUCUGUACUUUACAAGUAAAUCAUUAAUUUAAAAUCACCUUUAUGAGUAACAUACAGUUCAAGUAAAUACAUAAUAACCCAACCCUGAGAGGGUAAGAUUUGUCAACAACAUAAAGAGUUUCAUUUUAUCAAAUGAUGUAUUAUUUUGCAGUAUGGAUGAAGUUUACUAUCUUGUUACACCAAUGCAUGUCAAUACCACUGUGAUAUAUCUGUUAUGAAUGUCACAUAUCUCUUUAUGUGAAAUUGCAUGCUAUUUCCACUGUUUGCACUUUAACAUCGACUAAAUAAAUCCACUGAGCUC